Messenger RNA from Sinocyclocheilus rhinocerous, 334 nucleotides. Its product is annotated as tRNA-splicing endonuclease subunit Sen34-like. Gene Ontology annotation, molecular function: tRNA-intron lyase activity. The transcript is spliced from 2 exons. NCBI's taxonomy places the organism in Eukaryota, Metazoa, Chordata, Actinopteri, Cypriniformes, Cyprinidae. The record is from RefSeq and is a predicted model, not a curated record. The annotation marks the transcript as partial. Gene Ontology annotation, biological process: tRNA-type intron splice site recognition and cleavage.
GGAUCCACUCCUCUGUUGUGGAAGGUGUCGGACAUGAAAAGGGGCAGAUCUGUGGGUGUGAUCGGGGCUCUGGUGGGCUCUCUGGCCCGUCAGCCUCGGCAGAACGUGCGGCUGGGCAGACCGCUGGAGCUCCUGCAGGAGGAGGCGCUGCUGCUGGAGGAGACGAGCACUGCUGCUUCACUGCAACCUCAGGAUCGUGGAGAUGAGGAGAGGCAUUCGGAGGCGGUGAGACAGUAUGAGGCCGGUCUGGAGAGCAGUUAUAAGGAGCAGUGUGCUCUGGCCCUUGAGGACAAGAAGACAGUGCUGAGGAGAAUCAUGAAUGAGAAGGAGAAUG